Molecule: messenger RNA, 4998 nt
Organism: Pristis pectinata (smalltooth sawfish)
Lineage: Eukaryota; Metazoa; Chordata; Chondrichthyes; Rhinopristiformes; Pristidae
Gene: acsf2
Product: acyl-CoA synthetase family member 2
Exons: 16
Coding region: 371-2218 (615 amino acids)
Biological process (GO): fatty acid metabolic process
Molecular function (GO): medium-chain fatty acid-CoA ligase activity
Source: RefSeq, a predicted model, not a curated record
UUCACUCCCAGGAGAACCACAGCAGAAGCCGGGCUCUGUCCCUGACCCGCAGCCGCUCCGCCAGCUGACCCCCUCCUCCCCCUCUGUCAGUCCCGGGCUGCCUCUGCCCUGUGGAGCAACCCCUCGGACCGGCUCCGUCCUGCGGUCGGGGCUGGCCGGCUGCAGCGGAGGGCGGACUCUGCAGGUUGGCGGAGGAUGCCCCGGUGCCCGGGCUCAGACCCUCCACACCGUCCGCUGUCCGGGGACCGGCCUGCCCCGGCCACCCCCACUCUCUCUCAGGGUAUGUGGGCGUGGCGCCCGCCCACUCCCCGCCCGCCUGCUGCCUCCAGUUCUCCGCUGUCCCGGGCUGCGGCGGGUCGCUGCGGGGAAGAUGGGCUUCCCGGCGGUGCUGAGGAGCGUGGCGGCGCGGCGCGGCGCGGGUCCCGGGGGCUGGAGCCGGGUCUGGGGCAGGUCAGCGAUCGCGCCGAGCCUCAGCGGUGGCGGUGACCGGAGCAACAGCUCGCUCCAGUAUUUAGAUAUUGUCCCAACCAAGCCGACCCUCACCACCAGCUACAUGCAUGGUGCCAUGAACAUGCCACUUAUCGGCAAGACCAUUGGGCAGUGUUUUGAUGAGACUGUGAAUAAGAACCCAGAUAAGGAAGUUCUGAUGUUUCUGCAGGACGGAGUCAGGAAGACACUUGGGCAGCUGAAACAGGAGGUUGACCAGUUGGCUGCAGGACUACUCGCCAUUGGACUGGAGAAGGGGGACCGGCUGGCGUUGUGGGCACCAAACAUGUAUGAGUGGGUGCUGACUCAGUUUGCUGCAGCACAGGCUGGCAUCAUAAUGGCCAGCAUCAAUCCGGCCUACCAGGCACGUGAGGUGGAGUUUGUCCUGAAGAAGGUUGGCUGCAAGGCCAUCAUCUGCCCUGUAGCCUUUAAAACCCAGAGGUACUACGACAUCCUGAAGCAGAGCUGUCCCGAGCUGGAGAAGGCCACGCCAGGGGAUCUCAGGAGUAGCAGGCUCCCAGACCUCAGGUCAGUCAUCCUGAUUGGAGGCAAGUUCCCUGGAACGUACAGCUUUGAGGAGGUGUCUGAGGCGGCUUCCAGCAGUCAGCGUCAGCAGCUAUUAAACAUUCAGAAGAAAAUCUCCUUUGAUGACCCAAUAAAUAUCCUAUUUACUUCGGGCACCACAGGAUACCCCAAAGGAGCCACCCUCUCCCACCACAAUCUCGUCAAUAAUGCCCGAUUUAUCGGAAACAGGAUCGGCUACCAUUGGCGGGAUGCCUGGAUCUGUGUCCCAGUCCCCCUGUUUCAUACCUUCGGAUGUGUGGGAGCCUCCCUGAUGCUGGCCAUUUAUGGAUGUCAACUGUGUUUCCCCUCUCCAAGUUUUGAUGGGCGGGCAGCCCUUAAGACAGUUGUGAGUGAAAGAUGUACAAUAAUUUAUGGGACCCCAACCAUGUACAUUGACAUGCUGGGCCAGCAGGACUUCUCUACGUUCGACCUCUCGACGCUGGAAGUAGGAAUUGUAGGUGGUGCACCGUGCCCUGCUAACCUGAGCAGGCAGAUCAUGGAUAGGAUGAAGAUCAAGGAACUGACUGGAGUGUACGGGACAACAGAGAACAGUCCUGUCACGUUUCAGGGAUUCCCAAAGGACGAAAUAACACGAAAAAUAGAGACAGUUGGAUACAUCUCCCCUCACAUCGAGGUUAAAGUUGUGCAUCCCCAAACUGAGGAACUCCUUCCUGUGAACACGGCUGGGGAGCUGUGGAUCCGUGGGUACUCUGUUAUGUUGGGAUACUGGGAUGACCUGGAAAAGACAAAGGAAUGUAUCACUCCAGAAGGCUGGUAUAAAACAGGUGAUAUCGCCAUGCUUGACCCAUACGGAUACUGUUCGAUCAUAGGCAGAAUUAAAGACAUGAUCAUCCGUGGAGGAGAGAACAUUUAUCCUGCAGAGUUGGAAGCGUUUUUCCACACACACCCCAAGAUACACGAGGUGCAGGUGAUUGGAGUUCACGAUGACAAGAUGGGAGAGGAGGUCUGUGCCUGUGUGAUACUGAAGGAUGGAAUGGAGUGCACAGCUGAGGAACUCAAGUCCUUCUGCAAAGGACAGAUCUCCCACUUCAAGAUCCCACGAUACAUUGUGUUUGUGAAGGACUUCCCUCUGACGGCCUCUGGAAAGGUUCCAAAAUAUAAACUGAGGGAGACCAUUGAAGAAAAGUUGAAGCUGCGGCCUGAGUGACAUCGCCCACAGCGGGGCCAGCGAGCGGCUCCCACUGUCUACGUUCAUCACCAGCCCAGCACUCAGCCAAACACAGAGAAUUGCCUUGUUAUAGAUCCGUCGGCUUCCCCUGCCCGAUCAAGCUGACAGCUCCUCCUUCCUGAAGCCUGCUCUCCUCAUUUGCUCUCUAACCUGGGGGCUCAGACUCCUCCCCAAUGAUCUCAGGAACAGUAAGAGGCCAUUCAGGUCCUCAAGCCUAUUCUGCCUUUCAGUUAGAUUAUUGCUGACUUGCAUCUUAAUUCCAUUCACCCAGCUUGUCCUUUAAUCAUUUACACAAAACCCGACAAAAACCUGACAAAAACCCGGUGACCUGCACAGAGAAAUCCAUACCCAACACAAAACACUCAACGGCUUUGUGGGAGAGAAAUUCUCAGAUUUCCGCUGCCCUUUGUGUGAAGAAACGAUUUCUGACCUAAAUGCCUUGCUGUAAUUUGCGAGCUAUAUCCCUUUUACCUGGACUCACUCACUACAGGAAGUAAUUUCUCUCUGACUACCCUCUCAAUCUCUUUAGUCAUUUUAGCUUAGAUCCCCAUUUAGUCUUCUGUGCACUUUGUCCUUGCAGUUGAACUUAUUAGCUCAGAUAACCUUCUGGUGAAUCCCCUCUUCCCCUACACUCCUCCCUAUAAUGAUUGCCCUCUUUUGGUGCUGGGUUGGCUGCAGACAGUCCAAUUGUAUAAACUGGGCACGUAUAUUUUAGAAUUAGCAGGAACAUGAGUGGGAUACAGAGUCCACAUCUCUGAAUCUGUCUGCAGCUUCCCCCACACUGUCAGGAGAAGAUGAAAUUCUUAUGUACACAUGAGAAUGGAAUACAACCAGCAUUAUCCAAUCACACAAUGCCUUAAUUUGGGAAAUCUCAUUAACCCAGUUCCUAGAACCGGAAUUGGAACCUUUCCAUAAAUGUUCUGCUGGCUACUCUUAUACAGAGGCUGACAUUAUUCAAUCCACCCCACCCAAUUAUAAAAUAACCUGCAAUAUCACAAACCCUGACCUACCAUUUCACUCAGCAAGGACUCUAUCCAUUUCAUUCAUGAAUGUUGCACAUCUUACUCCAGGUCCAUUUUGACAUGAAUCCAAACAUCAAUUCUGCCCCAUGAUCGACACUAAUCUCACAGCCUAUAGCCUAUCAUGGACCCUACCCCAUGACAAGCCUACCAUACAGAGCCUGGCUCCAUGUGUCAGGCUCAGAUUGGAUUGGAUUUCAAAAAAUUAUAGCCCUGGGCUUAGGUCAAGUUAGGAUUGGCAGUGGUCAGGUUGGGUUUUUAGAUUGGAGGAGUUCUGUACUAUCAUGGUCCCUAUCUUGUAACAGAUCCAUGUUGGCAUAGACCCUACCUCGUCAUGGAUUCUAUCCAAUCCUAUUGUACACGACCAUGGACCCAACCAUUUCACGGAUUCCACCCAUGACUCUCCCCAAUCCCCAAGGGUACAGUGUAAAUUCACCCCAAUGCCCAAGAUGAAUAAAGCAAACCUUCAGAGUAUGAACUAGCAAAUGUUCACUUUCCAAUAUUCUACACGUUACUGGUUGUCCACCACAAUAUCCCCACCUUUCCACCAUGUAACUAGUAGUUGUAAACUCCAAGUAUUACAUUCAAACUGGUGGGCAUAUUUUAAUAAAACAACUCAGUCUUGGUGACUGCAGAAGAACAGAGGUUUCCUGCAUUGGACAUCAUUGGUAAAUAGGACAUAUCCAUCUACCUCAACUGAAUAUCAGCCCUCCUGACAUGUUGCACUCCCUCAGUUCUACAGUGACCUACCUUUUGUACAAAGGUGUCUAAUGCAUGAUCCCAGAACCUGUGACUCAGAAUGCUACCCACUGGGAAUUGAUGUGGAAUUAUUGAGAAAUGGUAACUCUGGAUAGAUUAUCAUCCUUUCAACAUUCAGUUUUACAAGGAGGAAUUUUUAUGGCACAUUAUCUUUAUCCCUGAAAGUACUUUGCAUUGUAGGGCAAUGAGUUAGCAUUUUAUAGUGGUGUUGCACACAGGAUCUCAUCAGAAAGAUGGAUGAACAGUUGGCUUAUUUUUUCCACAUGCUUGUUUUGAUUUGGGAAGGAUUGUUGGUCAGAACUUUCAUGUCAAUUUCUAAUUAGCCAGCUGAAUAAAAUGUCAGAAUACUGGCACUUUGCUCAGUCGAGCUUUGACAUGGGCUUGAACCCACAACCUUCUGAUCUAGCAACUAGGCCAAAUGGAGAUCAGAAGAUGACCAUCACCUAAUUUGAAUUCUCUGCCCAUUUCACCAGCCAGUUUGUUAUGAACUCUAAACCUUUUGGAAACACACGAUGCCACAUGAUAUUCAGUCAAAAAACUCUAUCCUUUUUUAAUAAUGUGAUGUUGAUUAAUGGGUAUGCCUUACUAAGAAGCUGAGUUCUGCUUUGCAUAUGCUUUGCUCUGCACUGCUUUGCAGUGGCAAUCACACACCAGCCUAACAUAUGAAAGCCUUUGAGCUAGGCAAAAUGUAGUCCACCCAAGCAUUGUACUGAUCCUAUAAAGAGACACUCCUUGGGUUAACAGAGGCAAGCUUAUAACCUCACAUUUACAUAAACCUAUAUAUUUCUAAAUCAUACAGAUUAAGAAAUUUCAUGCAAACUAAGUAGUGCUAGUUCUAUAUAACAACAUCUCAUAUAUGCAGCUUCAACUUAUCUAGAUGCUUCACUGAAAAUUAUAAUCUUUUGUUCUGAUUAUUUGGACUAAGUUGCAUAAUUUCACUUGAUCUGAGUUGUUACAAAAUAAAAACAAUUCACUAGUUCA